Messenger RNA from Lepus europaeus (European hare), 888 nucleotides. Its product is annotated as glyceraldehyde-3-phosphate dehydrogenase-like. Gene Ontology annotation, molecular function: oxidoreductase activity, acting on the aldehyde or oxo group of donors, NAD or NADP as acceptor. NCBI's taxonomy places the organism in Eukaryota, Metazoa, Chordata, Mammalia, Lagomorpha, Leporidae. The record is from RefSeq and is a predicted model, not a curated record. The transcript is spliced from 2 exons. Bases 1 to 678 code for a protein of 225 amino acids.
AUGGGGGGGGGGGGGGGGGCCCACAGGCCAGCGACCUCGACGGCCAUCUUCACAGCCAGAGGCGUGGCAGGGCUCCUCCCCCGGUCAGCAAACGCUGCAAGGGAACACCGCGCCCAGGCCAGGCACACCCUCACGGAAACAGGCCCCCUGCCCUACCGAACACCGGCCCGUCCGGCACUGCUCAACCGUCCCGUGUGCAGCCAUCAGCAAGGAGCCGCCGGGCAGAAGAGCCUGGACGGGCCCUCCGGGAAGCUGUGGCGUGACGGCCGCGGGGCUGCCCAGAACAUCAUCCCCGCCUCCACAGGCGCUGCCAAGGCCGUGGGCAAGGUCAUCCCUGAGCUGAACGGGAAGCUCACUGGCAUGGCCUUCCGUGUGCCCACCCCCAACGUGUCGGUCGUGGACCUGACCUGCCGCCUGGAGAAAGCUGCUAAGUAUGACGACAUCAAGAAGGUGGUGAAGCAGGCGUCCGAGGGCCCCCUGAAGGGCAUCCUGGGCUACACCGAGGACCAGGUUGUCUCCUGCGACUUCAACAGUGACACCCACUCCUCCGCCUUCGAUGCUGGGGCUGGCAUUGCCCUCAAUGACCACUUUGUGAAGCUCAUUUCCUGGUACGACAAUGAAUUUGGCUACAGCAACAGGGUGGUGGACCUCAUGGUCCACAUGGCCUCCAAGGAGUAAGAGCCCUGAAACCAGCGGCCCCGGCAAGAGCACCGGAGGACGAGAGGCCCUCAGCUGCUGGGGAGUCCCUGCCCCCACUCAGUCCCCACCACACUGAGAAUCUGCCCCUCUUCACGGUUUCCAUCCCAGACCCCCUGGAGGAGGGGAGGGGCUUAGGGAGCCCUACCUUGUCAUGUCACCAUCAAUAAAGUCUUCUGCACCCAAAAAAAA